This is a messenger RNA of Lepus europaeus (European hare), 8660 nucleotides long. RefSeq names its product ankyrin repeat domain containing 11 (gene ANKRD11). The coding region runs from base 534 to 7952 and encodes 2472 amino acids. The transcript is spliced from 12 exons. Gene Ontology annotation, molecular function: protein binding. Gene Ontology annotation, cellular component: nucleus. Gene Ontology annotation, biological process: anatomical structure morphogenesis. The record is from RefSeq and is a predicted model, not a curated record. NCBI's taxonomy places the organism in Eukaryota, Metazoa, Chordata, Mammalia, Lagomorpha, Leporidae.
CCAAGGGUGGGUGUUCUAGAACACCACAGCAGGAAGACUUCGCUCUCCGCAGCGACAUGGUGGAGAAACAACCUGGGAAGAAGGUUUGUGUAUAGACACUGCUCUCGGCUGCAGCCUGCCUUUGGCUGCACAUCUCCAGCCCCAGAACCGCAGGAUUUGUGCCACGUGUCAGUGGACCCUUCAGACCGCCAGACGCUUCACUGCACUUCUGUAUCCCGACUGCAAGCACUGCUGGGGAAUUUUACUCCAAAUGUGAGCAGGAAAAGAAGACGUAAAUCCAAACCACUGUGUUUUAUCGAGAGCUGUUAACACUGGAUUCUGGGGAUAAAGAUAAAGUUUCCCUAAACAAGACGCCAAAGCUGGACCGCAGUGAUGGAGCCAAGGAGGUGAGAGAGCGUGCAACCAAACGGAAGCUCCCCUUCACCGUGGGGGCCAAUGGCGAGCAGAAGGACUCUGACACAGAGAAGCAGGGUCCCGAGCGGAAGAGGAUCAAGAAGGAGCCUGUCACACGCAAGGCUGGGCUGCUGUUCGGCAUGGGGCUGUCUGGGAUCCGCGCCGGCUACCCCCUCUCUGAGCGCCAGCAGGUGGCGCUCCUCAUGCAGAUGACGGCAGAGGAGUCUGCAAACAGCCCAGUUGAUACGACGCCAAAGCACCCCUCCCAGUCCACGGUGUGUCAGAAGGGCACGCCCACCUCCGCCUCCAAGACCAAAGACAAAGUGAACAAGAGAAACGAGCGUGGGGAGACGCGCCUGCACCGCGCCGCCAUUCGGGGGGACGCCCGCCGCAUCAAGGAGCUCAUUGGCGAGGGGGCGGACGUCAACGUCAAGGACUUUGCCGGCUGGACAGCGCUGCACGAGGCGUGCAACCGUGGCUACUACGACGUUGCCAAGCAGCUGCUGGCCGCAGGUGCAGAGGUAAACACCAAGGGCCUGGAUGACGACACGCCCCUGCACGAUGCCGCCAACAACGGCCACUACAAGGUGGUGAAGCUGCUGCUGCGGUACGGAGGGAAUCCCCAGCAGAGCAACCGAAAGGGCGAGACCCCUCUGAAAGUGGCCAACUCCCCCACGAUGGUGAACCUGCUGCUGGGCAAAGGCACCUACACCUCCAGCGAGGAGAGCUCCACAGACAGCUCAGAAGAGGAGGAUGCCCCGUCCUUUGCGCCGUCCAGCUCGGUGGACGGCAACAACACGGACUCUGAGUUUGAGAAGGGCCUGAAGCACAAGGCCAAGAACCCUGAGCCCCAGAAGACGGCGACGCCCGUCAAGGACGAGUACGAGUUCGACGAGGACGAUGAGCAGGACAGGGUUCCCCCCGUGGACGACAAGCACUUGCUGAAAAAGGACUACAGGAAGGAGGCCAAGGCGAAUAGUUUCAUUUCCAUACCCAAGAUGGAAGUUAAAAGUUACACUAAAAAUAACACGAUCGCACCAAAGAAGGCAGCCCAUCGCAUCCUGUCGGACACGUCCGACGAGGAGGACGUGGGCCUCGCGGUGGGGCCGGGAGAGAAGCUGAGGCUCGCGGCACACACGGUGGUGCCUGCUAACAAAACACGGGAGUCUUCUAACUCCAAGCAGCAAAAAGAAAAGAAUAAAGUGAAAAAGAAGCGAAAGAAAGAAACAAAAGGCAAAGAAGUUCGGUUUGGGAAAAGGAGCGACAAGUUCUGCUCGUCAGAGUCGGAGAGCGAGUCUUCGGAGAGUGAGGAGGACGACGGGGACUCAGCGGGGAGCUCCGGCUGCCUCAAGGGGUCCCCGCUGGUGCUGAAAGACCCCUCGCUGCUCAGCUCGCUGUCUGCCUCCUCCGCCUCCUCCCACGGCAGCUCCGCAGCCCAGAAGCAUAACCCCAGCCACACAGACCAGCACGCCAAGCACUGGCGCACGGACAACUGGAAAACCAUUUCCUCUCCUGCCUGGUCCGAGGUGAGCUCCUUGUCAGACUCCACAAGGACGAGACUGACCAGCGAGUCUGACUGCUCCUCGGAGAGCUCGAGCGUGGAGUCGCUGAAGCCCGCGAGGAAGAAGCAGGAGCACAGGAAGCGCGGCGGCCUGCCCAGCGCACCUGACAGGAAGAGCGCCGUCCCCAGGCUGGACAAGGACGGCAAGGUCGUCAAGAAACACAAAACCAGGCACAGGCACAGGGACAGGGGGAAAGGGGCCUGCGCCGUCAGCCAGGAGCUGAAGCUGAGAAGCCUGGCUUACGAGUACGAGGACUCCAGGCCCAAGGCCGAGAAGGCGGGGCUCUUGGACAGCGAUGGCCCCGCAGACGGCAAACCCAGGGUGCUGAGGCACGAGCGAGACCACUUUAAGAAGGAAGAGAAACUUAGCAAAAUGAAGUCAGAAGAAAAAGAAUGGCUCUUUAAAGAUGAUAUAAUAAAGGUCUCCAAAGACGAGAAGUCGCUGAAGAGAGUGAGGGAGCUGAGCAGGUCCUUCCGAGAAGACAAGGAGCGGGCAAACAGAGUGGAGAAGGACAAGCCGGCCAAGGAGAAGUCCCCCAAAGAGGAGAAGCUCCGGCCGCACAAGGAGGAGAGGAAGAAAAAGGCGAAGGAGCGGCCCUCCAAGGCCGAGAAGAAGGAGGACAGGGCCUCGAAAGACAAGGAGAAGCCCAAGAGGGAGCGAGCCCCACGGGAAGACUGCGCCUUCGACGACUACUGCAGCAAGGGCCCUUUCCUGGAGAACGAAGACAGCAAGUUCAGCCUCUCCGACGACCAGCACGAGAGGUGGUUCUCGGACCUGUCCGACUCCACCUUCGACUUGAGGGGGGAGGACAGCUGGGACUCUCCGGGGACGGACUACAGGGACAUGAAGAGUGACCCCGUGGCCAAGCUCAUCCUGGAGCCCGUGAAGGACGACAGCAAGGAGAGGAAGCGGGACGCCAAGGCCCGCGAGAAGCCCCGCGACCUGAGGGACGCCUUCUUCCGGAAGAGAGACCGGGACUAUCUGGACAAGAACACCGAGAAGAGGAAAGAGCAGGCCGAGAAGCACAGAGGCCUCCCUGGCUACCUGCCGGAGAAAGACAAGAAGAGGAGGGAGCUCCCAGACGGGGCCCGGAAGCGGCCCGAGGAGGCGCACAGAGAGGACGGGAGGGAGCACGGCGUCGGUGACAGCGACUUCCCCCGGGGCCUGGAGCCCUGGGAGAGGCACCAUCCCGCCCGAGAGCGCGAGAAGAGAGAGGGCCCCGAGAAGGAGAGGAAGGAGAAGGCGAAGGCCGACAAGUACAAGGAGAAAUCCGGCGACAGGGACAGGGGCGACAGGUCGGCCCUGGACAAGGGUCCCAAGGACAAGGAGUUCGACAAGAGUGGCAAAGACAAGAAAGAGACCAAGGAGAAGCACAAAGACAUGCACGGCAAAGACAAGGAGAGGAAGGCGUCCCUGGAGCAGGGGCGGGAGCGGAAGGAGAGGCCGUUCCCCGGCUCGGCCCCCGAAGACCUGCCCGAGAGGAAGGGCAAGGAGAAGAGCUGGUACAUGGCCGACAUCUUCACGGACGAGAGCGAGGACGAGAAGGAGGGCCUUGGGGACGGGCUCCAGGACCGCGAGGACGGCCGGGAGCCGCACCCCCCAGACAGACACAGGAAGCCGCCCGCAGACAGGCCGCACGCCGAGAAGCCCAAAGACAAGGACCCCAGGGACAAGAGGAAGGACGGCGGCAAGGAGCGGAAGGAGAAGCCCCUGGAGAAGGGCAGGGAGAAGCGGGAGAAGGAGCCCGCGGACAGGGCCAGAGAGCGGCGCGAGCGGCCCACCAGCGACGCCGCCCCGGACAGGAGGAGCAAGCAGAAGCUGCCCGACAAGGCGGACAAGAGGCACUGCUCCGAAGACAAGGCCAAGAGCAAGCACCGGGAGAAGGCGGACAAGGAGCACGCCAGGGACAGGAAGUCGGCCCGGAGUGCGGACGCCGAGCGGAGCCUCCUGGAGAAGCUGGAGGAGGAGGCCCUGCACGAGUGCCGCGAGGACUGCGCCGACCGGAUGAGCGAGGCCUCGUCCGACAGCUUUGCCGAGCACGGGCAGGACCCCGGCCUGAGCGCCCUCCUGGAGCUGUCCUUCACGGAGCCGCCGGCUGACGACAAAGCCAAGGAGGCCGGCAGCCUGCCUGAGCGGCUGAGGGAGAAGGAGCGGCACAGGCACUCCUCGUCCUCGUCCAAGAAGAGCCACGACCGAGCCAAGAAGGAGAAGGCCGAGAGGAAGGAGCGCAGUGAGGACCGGCAGGGCUGCGGCCAGGGCGAGAAGGAGCUGCUGGGUGCCGACCCCUGUGGCCCUCCCUACGGCCUGGGAGCCGACGCGGAGGACGCGCCGGAGCGGACCGUGGACUUGCUCUCCGCCGAGAAGAAAGACAGAAACGACCCCGAGCGCGAGCCUGCCAGGAGGGCAGAGAAGGAGCUCAAGCCGUACGGGUCCAGCGCCCUCAGCAUCUUGAAGGAGAAGAAGAGGAGAGAGAGACACAGGGAGAAGUGGCGCGAGGAGAGGGACAAGCACAGGGACCGCCACGCCAGGGACAAGGACAACCCCCCGGGCGCCUUCAAGGACAAGGCCCGGGACGAGGGCCUGCGGCCGGGCGAGGCCCGAGUGAAGGAGAAGCAGGACCGGGGUGACGCGGGGAAGCUGGGCGCCGGGAGUGAGAAGCCGCCGGCCCUGCCGCCGCCCCCGCCGCCCCGGGACGUGGGCAGAAAGGAUGGCCGGCCACGCGAGAAGCUGCUGGGGGAUGGUGACCUCAUGAUGACGAGCUUCGAGCGGAUGCUGUCCCAGAAGGACCUGGAGGUGGAGGAGCGGCACAAAAGGCACAAGGAGCGCAUGAAGCAGAUGGAGAAGAUGCGGCACCGCUCGGGGGACCCCAGGCUCAAGGAGAAGGCCAAGGCAGCCGAUGAGGGGCGCAAGAAGGGCCUCGACCUCCCCCUGAAGAAGCCGCUGGGACCCGAGCCCCCCUGCAGAGACCGGAAGCUCAAGGAGGCAGCGCCCACUGCACCUGCCGCCGAGAGCAAGCUGCACGGGGGGCCGGGCACCGAACCCAAAGACUGGCUCACCGGGCCUCCUGUGAAGGAGGGCCUGCCCGCCUCCCCGAGGCCCGACCAGGGCCGGCCGACUGGGGUGCCGACGCCCACCUCAGUGGUGUCCUGCCCCAGCUACGAGGAGGUGAUGCACACGCCCAGGACCCCGUCCUGCUCUGCCGAGGACUACACUGACCUGGUGUUCGACUGCGCCGACUCCCAGCACUCGAUGGCCGUCUCCGCCACCUCCACAAAUGCCUGCUCCCCCUCGUUUUUUGACAGAUUCUCCGUAGCCUCGAGUGGGCUCCCGGAAAACCCGAGCCAGACUCCCACGAGGCCUCUCUCCACAAGCCUGUAUCGCUCUGUGUCUGUGGAUGUCAGGAGGACCCCCGAGGAGGAGUUCAGCGUCGGGGACAAGCUGUUCCGGCAGCAGAGCGUCCCCGCAGCCUCCAGCUACAACUCCCCAGUGCAGCACCUGCUGGAAGACAAGGGGCCCCUGCCGGCUGUCCCCACGGACAAGUUUGCCUGCCUGUCCCCGGGCUACUACUCCCCGGACUAUGGCCUCCCCUCGCCCAAGGCCGAGGCCCUGCACUGCCCUCCUGCAGCCGUGGUCAGUGUCACCCCCUCCCCUGAGGGCGUCUUCUCCAGUUUACAGGCCAAAUCCUCCCCUUCUCCCAGAGGCGAACUGCUGGCCCCUCCUAUCGAAGGGUCACUGGCUCCUGACCUGGGCCUUCCUCUGGACGCCACCGAGGACCAGCAAGCCACCGCCGCCAUCAUCCCCCCAGAGCCCAGCUACCUGGAGCCCCUGGACGAGGGCCCGUUCAGUGCCGUCAUCACUGAGGAGCCUGUCGAGUGGGCCCACCCUGCGGCUGAGCAGGCCCUGUCCUCCGAAAACCCCGUCAGCUGGCCUGUGGGCUCAGAACUGCUGCUGAAGUCUCCUCAGAGGUUCCCAGAGUCCCCGAGGCAUUUCUGCCCUGCAGAGCCCCUCCCCACUGCUGCCCCUGGACCCUUGGGUGCCUCCGAAACCUCGUACCCCGUCUCUCCUGUUUCCUACCCUUUGCCAGUUCCCGAGCCGGGGCUGGAGGAAGCCAAAGACCAUGGGGUGGAGACACUGCCGGUCGCUGUCGCCACAGCCGAGGAGGCCACGCCCUGUGCACCUCCCGCGAGGCUGGGGCCCUUCUUCAGCAACUGCACCUCACUUCCAGAAGCACCCCUGGCCGUGGACCCCGAGCCUCCGUGUAUGACCACCGUGGCUCCGGUGGAGCCUCUGGGAGCCUUGGAAAACAGUUUCCUGGACAGCAGCCAGAACCUGCCUGCCCUCGGCCAGGUGGAGCCGGUGACCUGGCCGGACGCCUUCCCCACCUCUGAGGACGACCUAGACCUAGGCCCCUUUUCGCUGCCAGAGCUUCCUCUGCAGGCCAAGGAUGUUCCCGAUGUCGAGGCCGAGCCUGUAGAAGCAGCUCUCGGUCCUCCAGAGAAGGUUCCUCCCGGGGCCCCUGUGGCCGCUGAUGGUGGGGACGCCCCCUCCUUGCCUGCCGAGGAGCAGCCGGCGCCGCCCCCGGACCAGCCCUGCAGCCGGCCGUCCAGCGAGCACGAGAGCUCCGAGGCGCCGAGGGUGGAGCUGCCUGCAGAAGACACGGUGGAAGCAGGGACUGUGGCAGACGAGAGGGGCCCCGAGGCAUCAGACUCUGGCUCGGCGCCUGCAGCUGCUGGACCACAACCCCUGGUGGGCAAGGACGAAGAGACCGAGGCCGCCGACCACUCUGCCGCCUCUCAGUGCGCACCUGAUGGCCCCACCGUGGACAGCUCGACGCAGAGCUCGACGCAGCCGAAGGCCAUGGACGGUGCUGGCCGGGACGAGGAAGAGGCCGUGCCUGCCCAUGCCCCGGCCCUGGCCGAGAACCCCCCAAGUGGCCUGCAGUCGGAGGCCACGGAGCCAGAGCCCAAGCCUCCAGCCGAAGCACCCCGAGUCCCCAAGGUGGAGGAGAUCCCCCAACGCAUGACCAGGAACCGAGCCCAGAUGCUGGCCAGUCAGAGCAAGCAGAGCACGCCCCCUGCUGAGAGGGAGGCCCCGCCCACCCCUGCCCCCAGGGCCAAGGCCCGGGGCUCAGAGGAGGAGGACGCCCAGUCCCAGCACCCCCGAAAGCGCCGCUUCCAGCGCUCCAGCCAGCAGCUGCAGCAGUUGCACACGUCCACGCAGCAGACGCGGGAGGUCAUCCAGCAGACGCUGGCCGCCAUUGUGGACGCCAUCAAGCUGGACGCCAUCGAGCCCUACCACAGCGACAGGUCCAACCCCUACUUUGAGUACCUUCAGAUCAGGAAGAAGAUCGAGGAGAAGCGUAAGAUCCUAUGCUUCAUCCCGCCCCAGGCGCCCCAGUGCUACGCCGAGUACGUCACCUACACUGGCUCCUACCUGCUGGACGGCAAGCCUCUCAGCAAACUCCACAUCCCUGUGAUUGCGCCCCCUCCCUCCCUGGCAGAGCCCCUGAAGGAGCUGUUCAAGCAGCAGGAGGCGGUGCGGGGGAAGCUGCGUCUGCAGCACAGCAUCGAGCGGGAGAAGCUGAUUGUGUCCUGUGAGCAGGAGAUCCUGCGGGUGCACUGCCGGGCCGCCAGGACCAUCGCCAACCAGGCAGUCCCGUUCAGCGCCUGCACCAUGCUGCUGGACUCGGAGGUCUACAACAUGCCUCUGGAGAGCCAGGGGGACGAGAACAAGUCGGUGCGGGACCGCUUCAACGCCCGCCAGUUCAUCUCCUGGCUGCAGGACGUGGAUGACAAGUACGACCGCAUGAAGACGUGCCUGCUCAUGCGGCAGCAGCACGAGGCCGCCGCCCUGAAUGCCGUGCAGAGGAUGGAGUGGCAGCUGAAGGUGCAGGAGCUGGACCCCGCCGGGCACAAGUCCCUGUGUGUGAACGAGGUGCCCUCCUUCUACGUGCCCAUGGUCGACGUCAAUGACGACUUCGUGCUGCUGCCGGCGUGACGCCCACAGGAGCUACGCGUGUGUGCCCAGUGCUGCUGACAAGCCCGGCAGGGGAGGGAGAGACCACCUCACCACGGCCUCUGCCCCGUCCAGACUGGCCCUGAGGCCAGCAGGCAGGCCCCAUCUCCUUCUACCAGCUAUGCGGGAGGAGGCGGCCUCGCCAGCCCAGGCAGGAGAUGGCGCCACGGCGCCCAUGGCAGACCGGGCUUCGGGCCCUGUCCCGCCGCUGCAGAGGCAAGAGGGGCAGAGUAGCGUGUCCUGGACUUCCUGUCCCGUUCUGAUCAGUUCAGUUGGACUGAGGGGUCCAGCUCUCCAGAGACCUCCAGGUUGGGGUGGGGGCAGGAUGGCACCACCAGGCCUCAGAGCAGGCUGAGGACGCUGGGACGCGGAGCCAGGACUCUCCCAUAGUGUUUUUAAUGGAGUCAAAUCCACGUGGUUUGUAUAUUUUUUUCCUUUAAUCUUGGGCAUUUUGUUUCUCUUUCUGAGAACAUAACUUGAAACACUACAGAGCCAAUAAUCAUAUAAAAAGUGUAUCCGUAACGCUGUACAGUUUUAUAUACAUUCACAAUGUACUUUUGCUGCCUUCUAGAUAAUUUAUUUUGCAACACAUCACUGCACAGUUGUAAAUAACUUAUGUAACAUCACUCAGUUACGUGUAAAGACAGAAAUAAAUUAAUUAAAAUGCUCUUUGUACAUCACGCUGCCCUC